AUGAAAGGAAGGAAUAAUAAUAAUGAGAAGAAUAUAGAGAAUGAGAAAGAAAUAUAUAACGUGAAAGAAGAUCAAAAUGUAAAGGAUAGUAAUGAUAAUAUGAAGAAUGAUGAAUUUAUUUUACAUCAUGACAAUUUAAAAAAUAUAGGAAAUAUGAAUAAACAAAAUGAAAAUUAUAUUAAAUGCACAAAUAAAAUUGAAAGUCAUACAAAUAAUCACAAUAAUAAUAAUAAUAAUAAAAAUAAUGAUAAUGGAUUUUAUAGAGAUCAUAAAAGGUUAGCUUCUUCAUACGAUUAUGAAACGUCAGAAGUAGUAGAUACAUAUGAAGAAGGAAGCAAUAAGUGCUACCAACCAACUAAUAACAUAAAUAAUAAUUUAACGUUAAAACAAAGUUAUAAGAAUAAUAUAAAUGAAGAAUAUUAUAAAACAGAUAGUCUACAAAAUAAUCCAUAUUGCCAACUGGAAUAUAAUAACAACAUAAAUGAACCAUAUAAUAAUAUAAAUAAUGAAUGUUCACAAAGUAAUAUAAAUAAAACGGGGGAUAUAACUAAUCAUAUAAUACUACAAGAAGAAAGAGAAAUAGAAAUAAAAAAUAUAAAAACUGAAGAUAAUGAUAAUGUUAUUAAUGAAGAACAAAAAAUAAAAAGAGAAGAUUCAGAAAAGAAAAAUGAAAUGGGUUAUAUAAAGGAUGAAACAAAUAAUAUUUUUUCAAGUGAUCAGAUUAAUUAUGUAACAAGUGACGAAAAAAAUGAUCUGUCAUCAAACGAUUUGAAUAAUUCCUUAAAAAGUGACGAAAAAAAUGAACUAUCAUCAAACGAUCUGAAUAAUUCCUUAAAAAGUGACAAAAAUAUUUAUAUUCCUACAAACGAUAAGAAUAAUAAUAUACGGUGUGAUAAAAUUAAUUAUAUUUCAUCUAAUGAUAAGAAUAAUCAAGUAAGAUGUGAUAAAAAAAUAUAUAUUUCAUCUAAUGAUAGUCAAAGUGAUUCGUUACCAAAGAAAUCGAUACGAAACAAUGUUGAAGAAUUUAUAAAAAGAAAACUUAUGGAAAAUGAAGAUAUGGCAAAUAAAUUUAAUGUGUUUCAUAUAGGUAUAAACAAAAUCGAAGCCCUUAAAGAUUUAUAUAGAGAAUGUAAAAAUAAUUUUAAUAAAAGCCUUAGAGAAAAAAUAAAUAAAUUACAUGAAUUAAGAAAAUAUUAUAAUGAAGGUAUAUUUGAAAGGAAUAUAAGUGUUGAUUAUAUUACCAAUGCAGAAAAAUUGAAUGCUAUAAAGAAAGAAAGAUUGUCAAGAUUAUUUUUAUAUAUUGAAGAUAUACAUAAAGUAAAACAAGCAUUAAAAGCAAAACAACAUAAUGAUUUAGAAUUAGAACAUGAUGAAAAAAAAGAAUAUUUUUAUGAUGCUUAUGAAGAUAUAGAAGAUUUCUUUAUAUUCGAUCAUGCACUUUCAUGUUUAAAUAAUGAUGUUGAAACAAUUUUUACAGAAUGUGAAAAUUCGUCUUUUUUUCGAGAAGAUUCAAGUAUUGAUAAUUUCUUAGAUGAAGUAAGUAGUAAAGCAGAUGAAGAAUAUAAUAGGUUAAAUAUAUUUGCAAGAUUUUCUUUAAAAAAUUAUUACUUCUUUGAUAUAAAUAAAAACUUAUGUUCCAUUUAUGCAUGCACACCUAUGAUUAUUAAAAAGUUUGCAGAAAAAAUUAAUUCUUAUAAUCUAACAAAAAAUGAAAAAGACAUAAAUAAUGAUAAUGAUAAUCUCGAAAAAAAUGAUUUAGAUUUUACUAUUGAUUCAACCAAUAAUGAAAAACGUAAUAUAUAUGCCAGUUGUGGACUUGAGAGUAAUCAUAAUUUAGAUGCAUACGUUCAGUUUCAUUGUGAUAAGUGGCAAGAAAAUAUGUAUGAUGUUGUUGAAGUUAAUAGUCUUGAAUUAGAUUUUAAUAGAUUAAAAUGUAAUAUAAUGUAA
Molecule: messenger RNA, 1947 nt
Organism: Plasmodium gaboni
Lineage: Eukaryota; Apicomplexa; Aconoidasida; Haemosporida; Plasmodiidae
Exons: 1
Coding region: 1-1947 (648 amino acids)
Source: RefSeq, a predicted model, not a curated record